Molecule: messenger RNA, 489 nt
Organism: Dibothriocephalus latus
Lineage: Eukaryota; Metazoa; Platyhelminthes; Cestoda; Diphyllobothriidea; Diphyllobothriidae
Source: the annotation of a GenBank genome assembly
AUGGCUGAACAGAAGAAAAUUCGAGAUGAAUUUAACAACGCUCCAAUUAAAACUCUUGAUACUCUCAAGUCCGAGUUAGCUGAACUGCAAAGCGCAGUUCUUUCAGUUUCAUCCGGUUCUCGCAAGCAGAGCGUGCAAACAGCCCACCUAAACGAGGAAGCUCUAAAGUUAGAGAGGACUUUCGCCAUGGUUCAGAAGACGUCCGAUCUUGCUUAUGAUUCCGUUCAAAACAGCCCCGCUUUGACUCAGUACUUUAAUAAGUGUAUUACGUCUUUUGGAGAUCGUGUACAGAGAUACAAGCAGGAAGUUCAGGCAAUUGAGGAACUUUUGUCUUCAAGGGCACGAGCGUCCCUCACGCCAAAGGAACUUGCUGAAGUUUUACGAAAACUGGAUGAACAGUUCAUUGCGCUUGCGGCCCAGCUCUAUACAGCAAAGGAGGAUGUAAACGUACGCAUUUUCUACUCGGUUAUCAUUUUUUAUUUGGCUUAA